AUGUUUUUUAGGUCGUUCAUAGUCCCGCAUCCGUUUUUUCCUGUUCUCAUCCAGUUCCUACUAAGAGGGCAGCAGGGCGCGCGAGGCGCACAGGGCUGCAGGGCGCGCGGGGCGCACAGGGCAGCAGGGCAGCAGGGCGCACAGGGCUGCAGGGCAGCAGGGCGCGCGGGGCAAACAGAGCAGCAGGGCUCACAGGGCUGCAGGGCAGCAGGGCGCACAGGGCUGCAGGGCAGCAGGGCGCGCGGGGCGCGUAGGGCUGCAGUGCGCGCAGGGCGCGCAGGGCAGCAGGACAGCAGGGCGCGCGGGGCGCACAGGGCUGCAGGGCGCGCGGGGCACACAGGGCAGCAGGGCAGGAGGGCGCACAGGGCUGCAGGGCAGCAGGGCGCGCGGGGCAAACAGGGCAGCAGGGCGUACAGGGCUGCAGGGCAGCAGGGCACACAGAGCUGCAGGGCAGCAGGGCGCGCGGGGCGCGCAGGGCUGCAGUGCGCGCAGGGCGCGCAGGGCAGCAGGACAGCAGGGCGCGCGGGGCGCACAGGGCUGCAGGGCGCACGGGGCGCACAGGGCAGCAGGGCAGCAGGGCGCACAGGGCUGCAGGGCAGCAGGGCGCGCGGGGCAAACAGGGCAGCAGGGCGCACAGGGCUGCAGGGCAGCAGGGCGCACAGGGCUGCAGGGCAGCAGGGCGCGCGGGGCGCGCAUGGCUGCAGUGCGCGCAGGGCGCGCAGGGCAGCAGGACAGCAGGGCGCGCGGGGCGCACAGGGCUGCAGGGCGCGCGGGGCGCACAGGGCAGCAGGGCAGGAGGGCGCACAGGGCUGCAGGGAAGCAGGGCGCGCGGGGCAAACAGGGCAGCAGGGCGCACGGGGCUGCAGGGCAGCAGGGCAGCAGGGCGCACAGGGCUGCAGGGCAGCAGGGCACGCGGGGCGCGCAGGGCAGCAGGACAGCAGGGCGCGCGGGGCGCACAGGGCUGCAGGGCGCGCGGGGCGCACAGGGCAGCAGGGCAGCAGGGCGCACAGGGCUGCAGGGCAGCAGGGCGCGCGGGGCAAACAGGGCAGCAGGGCGCACAGGGCUGCAGGGCAGCAGGGCGCACAGGGCUGCAGGGCAGCAGGGCGCGCGGGGCGCGCAGGGCUGCAGUGCGCGCAGGGCGCGCAGGGCAGCAGGACAGCAGGGCGCGCAGAGCGCGCAGGGCUGCAGGACGCGCAGGGCGCACAGGGCAGCAGGGCGCGCGGGGCGCAGCAGGGCUGCAGGGCGCGCGGGGCGCGCAGGGCAGCAGCAAGGGCUGUAGCGGCAGCAGCAGGGCGCACAGGGCUGCAGGGCAGCAGGGCGCGCGGGGUGCGCAGGGCUGCAGGGCGCGCAUGGCGCGCAGGGCAGCAGGACAGCAGGGCGCGAGGGGCAAACAGGGCAGCAGGGCGCACAGGGCUGCAGGGCAGCAGGGCGCGCGGGGCGCGCAGGGCUGCAGUGCGCGCAGGGCGCGCAGGGCAGCAGGACAGCAGGGCGCGCAGGGCGCGCAGGGCUGCAGGGCAGCACAGGGCUGCAGAUCCCCUCCCCCCCACCGCUGCACCCGCAGCAGGGGGAAGGAGGAGAAGUGGGGGGGGGGGGGGUGCUGAUGCUGCAACUCCCCUCCCCCCCACUGCUGCUGCAGAUCCCCUCCCUCCCACUGCUGCACCCGCAGCAGGGGUGGAGGAGAAAGGUGGGGGGGGCGGGGGGGGGCUGGUGCUGCAGGAGAAGGGGCGGUGCAGGAGCCGCUCGGGCGACAGCAGGUUGGCCACACCCGCCACCCCCAUACCCUCCCCCCCACUGCUGCAGCUGAGGCACAUCCGCCACCCCCUCACACCCUCUCCCCGCCAUCCCCAUGGAGGGGGGGGAGAGGGGGGAGGGGGGCAGGGGCGGAGCUGCGCGUGCGACUGUAGGGCACGCGGGCAGGAGGUACCCCCUCUUGCCACCCCCUCACCCACCAUGUUGCAACAGGGCACCGGGGCCGCGGGUAGGGGCGGCAGAUCGCGAGGGGCCAUGGCCAGGGGCGACGGGGCCAUGGCUAGGGGCGACGGGGCCAUGGCUAGGGACGAGGCCGGGCGCUGGGGAGGGACUGGGCCGGGCGCUGGGCAGGUACGGGGCCGGGCGCUGGGCAGGUACGGGGCUGGGCGCUGGGCAGGUACGGGGCCGGGCGCUGGGCAGGUACAGGGCCGGGCGCUGGGCAGGUACGGGGCCGGGCGCUGGGCAGGUACGGGGCCAGGCGCUGGGCAGGUACGGGGCCGGGCGCUGGGCAGGUACGGGGCCGGGCGCUGGGCAGGUACGGGGCCGGGCGCUGGGCAGGUACGGGGCCGGGCGCUGGGCAGGUACGGGGCCGGGCGUUGGGCAGGUACGGGGCCGGGCGCUGGGCGCGGAAUGGGGCCGGGCGCGGGGCUAGGUAUGGGGCCAGGCGCGGGCUAG
Messenger RNA from Closterium sp. Naga37s-1, 2424 nucleotides. The record is from the annotation of a GenBank genome assembly. Lineage: Eukaryota; Viridiplantae; Streptophyta; Zygnematophyceae; Desmidiales; Closteriaceae.